Molecule: messenger RNA, 1034 nt
Organism: Brassica oleracea var. oleracea
Lineage: Eukaryota; Viridiplantae; Streptophyta; Magnoliopsida; Brassicales; Brassicaceae
Product: zinc finger protein 3
Exons: 1
Coding region: 174-902 (242 amino acids)
Biological process (GO): negative regulation of abscisic acid-activated signaling pathway
Source: RefSeq, a predicted model, not a curated record
UGUUUUGUUCUGUCUUUGUGUAUGUGUGUGUUGUGUGUCAGCAAAACCAGACCAAACCCAUCUCUCUCUCAUCUUCUUACUACUUUUCUCCACUUAUAAUUAAAACCCAAAAGCAUUUCUAGCGCUCUUUCCUUAUGUAGUAUCAUCUUCUGAGAAAAAAAAACCAUCACCUCAUGGAUGCCUCCAGGGACGAGCCAAAGCCAUCUGAUUCCUCAUGCAUCGUUUCCACAUCUAACACUCUUUCAUUGAGCCUAGAGCAUUACAACAUAGACGCAGAAGAAGAUGACUAUGACCAAAAAUCAGGAGAGGAAGGCAUAAAGCUCGACCUUAUGCUAGCAGAAUAUGAUUAUAGUCAGCCACAGCUCAAUCAAGAACUCAAUCUCAUCGGCAACUUAGACGCGAGUGAAGCCACUCCGAGUUAUAAAGGAUCAACUUCCACUGAGCAAAAGCUCUUCUCAUGCAACUACUGUCAAAGAACGUUCUACAGCUCACAAGCCCUUGGCGGUCACCAAAACGCCCACAAAAGAGAGAGGACUUUAGCAAAGCGAGGGAAACAGAUGGAAGCUUUCGGCCAUCCAUAUGGUUUUGCUCCUGUCCCGUUCCACGGACAGUACAGCAACAGAUCAUUGGGUAUUCAGGCGCACUCAAUGAGUCACAAGCUAAGUUCAUACAACGCCUUUGGUGCUGGCGAGUAUGGUCAGUUCAGCUGGUCAAGGACACCACUUGUUCAGCAACCAGCCAUAGGUAGACUAUCUUCAACAACAGAGAACCAUCAUCAGAUGAUGUUUCCUCCACCGUUGACUUCAACAUGUGAGAACUUCGGUAGGUUCAGUGCUGGAACAAUUCCAGUAGAUUCUGAAGAAGAGCAGCAGAAGAACCUUGACUUGUCCCUCAAACUCUGAGAUUCUUCUUGUCUCUUCAAUUGUUUUUCUUUGUGCUGGUUUUUUGUUGUCAUUGAUAUGUUCACCAGUAUUACUCAAGUGUUGGUACUUAUUAUUGUGAGUAUAUUUUGUCUAGCAUAGAUUUAUGUUGUA